This is a messenger RNA of Mizuhopecten yessoensis (Yesso scallop), 1528 nucleotides long. RefSeq names its product glycine-rich cell wall structural protein-like. The transcript is spliced from 5 exons. Gene Ontology annotation, molecular function: oxidoreductase activity, acting on metal ions. NCBI's taxonomy places the organism in Eukaryota, Metazoa, Mollusca, Bivalvia, Pectinida, Pectinidae. The coding region runs from base 122 to 1528 and encodes 468 amino acids. The record is from RefSeq and is a predicted model, not a curated record.
GCCAGUAGACAGCGGACUAGCAGUGUGCACACACCUCCAGUUCUACUCAGCCGUACGUCCAUGCUGACGAGCGUAGCGGAUAACAUCUUACAUCAGUGCUAACCUUUUGUAAAUAGUUAAAAUGUUAAAACUUAAAGGAAAACUUGUUUUUACUGUGGUGUUACUGUGGGGUUUGGUGUGUGGAGUAUUCGCCUACCCAGACGGUGCACCAGAGAGAGCCUGUUACAGAAUGAUACCGAGACAUACCCAUCCGUUCUCAGGACGAGCCAUUAGGGCCCAGCCCGCUAACAUUAAGCCUCCAUAUAAUAUUACUCUAAGUCGGAACAUGUGGAAUCCAGAUGUUCCCAUAACUGUAACAAUUCAUGGCGGCGCUCCUUUUAAGGGAUUUAUGUUAAUGGCUGCCGAGGAUUCACUUAUGGAUAUGCCGACGGGGAAAUUUUUCGCUAACGGAGCAACUGAUGUAAAGACAAUGUUUUGUUCAUUCCCUGGUGACGGCGCUACACACACGGACAGUAAAUGGAAGGCACAAAUAUCAGUCGACUGGUACGCCCCCGCCAUCACGUCAGCAGAUCACAUGCAGUUCAUAGCCACCAUUGUAACCAACAGAAGUACAGUUUGGACAAACAUUAAAUCAGCGUUCCUCCAGGCUGACCCUGCAGUCAGUGAGGGUCCAGAAUAUGGAGAAGCGGCCGAAGGUGGUAUGAUGCCGGGCGGGCUUGGUGGAGCUGGUGGCGGGCUAGACCAAUGGGGCUACCCGAUCUCUACAACCCCGGGGUACGGAGGCUGGGGUGGAGGAGCGGGAGUGUUUGGUGGAGGAUUUGGUAGGGGAGUAACACAGGGAUACACGACCGUGUCACCUGAUAUUCCGGUUAGGUCGGAGGCAGGUUCCUCUCGGAGUAGAGCAGGAAGGCGGCAGAACGGGCGAAGCAGAUUGAGUACCGCUGAAACCACUACACAGACGCCUAGUCAAGGCGAACGAUGGGGAGAGGGUAGAAGUAGAAAUAGCGGCUGGGGAGAAAGGGCAGGAGGUAGAGGUAGAGAAGGGGGUAGUCGUGCAGGUGGUCGAGCAGGAUCAGGAGGCGCUGGUAGGGCGGGAACAGGCGGCGAUGCUAGAGGGGGAACAGGCGGCGUUACUAGAGGGGGGACAAGAGGCGGUGCUAGAGGGGGGACAGAAGGCGGAUGGGGGGAGGGAAGAAGGGGUGGGGCUGGAAGAGCCGGUGGAAGAAGAGGAGGCAGGGGAGGUGGUGAGGCUAGGGGAGGAAGAGAGAAUGGAGGAGGUGGGGAAUGGGGAACAGGAGGAGGAUGGGGCGCGGAUGCAGGAAAUGGAGGUGGCGCUGGAGGAUUUGAAGGAGGAUUAGGGGGAGGAGAAGGAGCAACGCAAAGACGAUUUCAACAGAUGUUUAUGCAAUGGUUGAUGGGCGGAGGAGAAAAUGGCGGUGGUACUGGCGGCGGCGGUGGCGGUGGCGGUGGCGGCGCUGGAAACACGAGGGGUAUGAACGGAUUCAGCAAUAUGUUCUGGAGAAAAUAA